GUCAGGCAGCAUAAAUUUCAGCAUACAAAAUUCCAUACAGAAGCGUCGCGUCGCAGCUAAAACUUUUUCGGCGAGUUUUCCGCAGAAAAUCCAUAAAAAUGAAAGAACCGAGUGUAAAUAUUAAAUGAAAACUGAUGCGCAAAAGUUCCUUUAGUCUUAGAAUAAAUGUGUAAAUAAAACAGCAGCAACAACAACUGCAGAUCAAAUAAAUUAAAUUUACACACAUAGUUAAAUUAGUGAAAAUUGAAUAAAACACAAGAAAGCAAACAACAGAAGCAGCAUAGACGUGUGACAAAAACGUAAAUAAGAGAGAGCCAAAGCAAUCGAGUGGCAAAGCAAGAGAGAGAGAGAGAGAGAGAGAAAGAGAUACAGGUCGUCAGCAGACUACGCAGAACGUGUCGAGCAACAAAUUAAUAAAAAAUUGAAAACAUACAAAAACAACAACACAGAAAGCCAACCUCAACGUUAGCGUCAACGUCAGCGCCGCCGUCAACAGCAGUCGCAGCAGCAGCAGCAGCCGAACAGUCAGAAAAUGGGCUGUGGACAGAGCAAAAUACAUUUAUAUCCCAGAAAAUCGAAGAGUAAAGCAAAUGGCAAGAAAGGAGGACACGCCGAUUCAGAUGCCGAGACGGAUGAGGACGAAGGCCACAUUGAGGAUGCUGAGAAGGCACAGCAACGUGAGCGCGAGAAGCAUGAAGAGAGCGAGGAACAAAGCAAUAAGGACAUUCAGGACACCGAGGAGGACGUGGCCGUGUCGCUGCUGCGUGCCAAGAAUCUAUCGCUGCUGCAGAGCCAAGAAAUAUCAUCAAGCCAACAGAAUUUCUUCCGUAUGCUGGACAAGAAGAUCGACGAGGGUCCGGAUUACGACUCUGCCAGUGAAACGGAAAUAGCCUUGGAGGAGGCACGACUGAAUGCGCUGGUUCAGCAUUGGGAGUCCGCCAGCAUCACCGCAUCCAUAUGCUCCUCGGCCAGUCGAUCGCUGCAGACGACGCCCAUUCGGCAGGUGGUGCAGGUGCCGCUCAAGACGAGAGGAGCAACUGGCGGUAUCACUGGUCAUCUGCUGCAGCCCUCCUCGGCUUGCAAUACAAUGCCUCCGACGGAGUAUCUACCUCAACACGUCUUGGCGGGGCGACAGCAACAACAACAACAACAACAGCAGCAGCAGCAGCAACAACAGCAAGCGGCAAAUCUUUACCAGCAACAACAGCUCAUGCUGACGCAACAGCUGUUACCUCAGCUGGAUGCCAAUCUUGUCAAUACGUCCAAUGCAAAUGCAGCGGCGGCCGCGCAGCUUGUCCAGCUGCAACAGCAGCAGCAACAGCAACUGGUCAUGUACCAGCAACAGCAACAACAACAGCAGCAGCAACAGCAACAACUUGCUGCAUAUGGUGGGCAGUUACUAACGCUGCCCGCGGGCGUCAAGCCACAAAGUGUCAGCCCCAAGCGGUUGUUAUAUGGCGCCGUACCUUCGCCGCCAGUUAGCGCUCCUGUUCAGUACAUUGCCGCCAAUUCGCCGCUUAUGCAGACGGGAGUAACGGGUUUCCUAAAUGGCGCUGGCGCAACAGCCGGACGUGCACCCUUGCAGCUGUCCUACUAUGGCGCACCGAGCACUGCCCCCCAAAUCGCUGCCCAAGCAGCGGCCUCAAUUCCCAUUGCCUCCGAAUCUUACGAACCACAAACCGCUCCACACAGCCAAAGUCAACAGCAAUUGUUGCAGUCGUUGCAGCCACAAACGUCGCAGCAGCAACAGCAGCAGCAGCAACAACAGCCUCCACAUUCAACGGGCGCUUACUACGGCGAUGUCAUGCACUCUGUGCAGGCGGCGCCGCCAACGGAAUAUAAAUUUCCGCCGGCCAUAAGUGUACAGCGAUUGGCGCCACAAGUGCAGCGGCAGUUGCGGGAGACGCAGGAACUCAUAAAAGACUCGUGUCCGCAGCUGUAUGCGGCGGGCUAUGGCAGCCCAGGACCACCGAUACGCAAUCCCAACAGAAAUCCAAGUAGAACUAGACCCACCCUGGAGACGCAGUUCUCGCAGGAACUCUCGUGAUAUCUAUAUAUGUAAAAAGCAAGCAAAAACCAUAGCAAAGCAAAAGUAAAAAUAUUACAAAAAAACAACAUAAACAAAGGAGAAAACACACACAGAAUUAGUCAACUGCGCCAAAGAAAAUUUAAGCGAAAUUAAACAAAAACAAAUAUAUUAUAAAUUAAAUUAAAUUAAAACUAACAACAAAACCAAAAAAAAAAAAAGAAUAAAAACAAAAAAACGAAGAAAAUUGUAAAACUGCACUCAAUGUUUCAAUCCUCGCCCCCUUCCAAGGGGUAGAAACCCCCAAACGACAAUUUGUAACAGCAACAACAAAUGGAAAAGCAAAGAAAAAAACAAGAAAAACUACUACAACUACUAAAAGUUUUGCGAAGCAACAAAUAAAAUGCAUUAUAACUACAUAUUAAAGUCAAGUAUGUAA
Drosophila innubila is the source of this 2465-nucleotide messenger RNA. It is a transcript of the gene tow, whose product is annotated as PAX-interacting protein 1. The transcript has 6 exons. Bases 533 to 2047 code for a protein of 504 amino acids. The record is from RefSeq and is a predicted model, not a curated record. Lineage: Eukaryota; Metazoa; Arthropoda; Insecta; Diptera; Drosophilidae.